Cynoglossus semilaevis (tongue sole) is the source of this 1378-nucleotide messenger RNA. It is a transcript of the gene prtfdc1b, whose product is annotated as phosphoribosyl transferase domain containing 1b. The coding region runs from base 25 to 834 and encodes 269 amino acids. Gene Ontology annotation, biological process: guanine salvage; GMP salvage; IMP salvage. Gene Ontology annotation, molecular function: magnesium ion binding; hypoxanthine phosphoribosyltransferase activity. The record is from RefSeq and is a predicted model, not a curated record. NCBI's taxonomy places the organism in Eukaryota, Metazoa, Chordata, Actinopteri, Pleuronectiformes, Cynoglossidae. Gene Ontology annotation, cellular component: cytosol. The transcript has 9 exons.
GCGCCUCUAGUGGCCCAUGUCGGUAUGGAGGUUCAUCCAGGGCAGAGAAACACUCCUUCACCAUCACGCUCCUCCUCUCCUUCCCUCUGCUCUCCUCAGAAAUCUCCUUCCACCACUUUUCUCGAACAAGACUGCUUUUGUGUGAAGGAAAACAACAUGGCAGACAUUUCUGGUCAGUCCGACAGAGGAAGCGGCGGGAUCGUGAUUAGCGACGACUGGCCAGGCUACAGUUUAGAUCUCUUCUCUUAUCCAGCGCACUACUCCGGAGACUUAAACAGUGUCAUCAUUCCACAUGGCGUGAUAAUGGACAGGACAGAACGUCUCGCUCGCAACAUCAUGGACGACCUGUGGGACCACGACAUCGUGGUGCUGUGUGUACUUAAAGGAGGAUACCAGUUUUGCGCCGACCUGGUGGACAGAAUCAAGGACCUCAGCCACAACUCCACUCAGACCAUCGCCAUGAGGGUCCAUUUCAUCCGACUUAAGAGCUACCUGAACGACAAGUCCACGGAAGACCUGCACAUCGUCGGAGCCGAGGACUUGUCCUUUUUAGCUGGAAAGAAUGUUUUGAUAGUGGAGGCCAUUGUAGGAACUGGAAAGACAAUGAAAACCCUCCUGAAGCACGUUGAAUCCUUCAAGCCCAAACUGAUCAAAGUAGCAGGUUUGCUUGUCAAGAGAGUGCCCUGCAACUCAGCCUGCCUCCCAGACUACGUUGGCUUUGAGAUUCCCAAUCGUUUUGUGGUUGGCUAUGCCUUGGACUACAAUGAAUACUUUAGGGACCUGAACCAUAUCUGUGUGAUCAGUGAAACCGGCAAGAAGAAAUAUAUGAUAUAAAGGAAGGAAAGCAAAAUAAAAUGGGGACUGUUGCAUACUGUAGAUGUCUUCUCACAUCCAGCCUGGUCAUGUAGCUCGAGAUUCCAUGCACUUACAGAACAUCUACUAUUGUUACAUCUGACCUUAAACACAUUUAGGAUUUUUUUUCUACCCUGAAAUGAGCAAAGAAAUGAUUCCAGUUAAUGUUUACUGCCUUUGACAAUAGGAUUCUUCCUGUAAUACUGUUAUUUGUCAUUUCCAAUAAUAAAUGUUGUGUUUCUUUGGUAACAAUUAAAAACAAGGAUUGUGUACUGGAUUUUUAGGGUCAAUGUGUGUCAUGCUGAUGGAAGGACCUUCAGCUUAGCGUCUUUUUUAUAUUAAAGGGAAUUUUUUUUAGCUGCAAAGAUUUUCUGAUUGUUUCUUGUCAGAUGUGACGUGGGCUACUUUUUCCACUUGCUGUCUGUUUGAACCCUCAGGAAAACAAGUUAGAUCACAUGACACUAACUACCUCUUCAUGUUGUUGGUACCGGAGGCUUAACAUUGAAUAAAGUAUUUUUAAACAUUG